AUGUUUGUUGCUCAUUUGCCAGUGCAAGAAAUAUUCGAAAGUGGCAAGAUCGUGCCCAAAGAAUAUAUUCAACCUAAAGAUGGUGAUAAGCUUCCUCCUUUGCUAAUGAAUUAUGAAACAAUUGAUUGUUCACUUCUCUCAAUAUCAAACCAUGAAGAACUUGCUAAGCUUCGUUGUGCCCUUAUUACUUGGGGAUGUGCUCAGAUAGUGAACCAUGGAAUACCAGAAUCAGUACUAGACGAGGUACGAGAAAUGAGCAAGCAAUUCUUCAAGUUGCCAAUGGAAGAAAAACAAAAAUACUCAUCAAAAGGAAAUGAGCUUGAAGGUUAUGGAAAUACUAAUGCUAUUCAACAAGGAAGUCUUAACUGGAAUGAUAAAUUGCAUCUCCAUGUUUAUCCUCAACAAAAACGCCAAUUACAAUUUUGGCCUCAAAAUCCCCAUCAUUUUAGGGCAACUUUAGAAGAAUAUUCAAAGCAAAACAAAAAGAUACUAAGGAUAAUCCUAAAAGCCAUGGCAUGUUCUUUGAAUUUAAAAGAAGAAGAAUUUCUAGAAUUAUGGAAAGAUGAAGAUAAAGAUAAUUUACAUGCAAGAUUCAACUAUUAUCCACCAUGUCCAAUGUAUGAUCAAGUUGUUGGGCUUAAACCUCAUGAAGAUGGAACCCUAAUCACUAUUCUCUUGCAAGAUAAACAAGUUGAAGGCCUUCAAAUUCUUAAAGAUAAUCAAUGGUUUCAAGUUCCAAUCAUCCCUCAUGCUCUCAUCAUCUUAGUUGGUGAUCAAAUGGAGAUAAUUAGCAAUGGCAUAUUCAAAAGUCCAACACACAAGGCUAUUGUAAAUCCUCAAAGUGACAGAAUUUCCUUGGCUAUGCUUUUUAUUCCAAGCAAAGACAAAGAGAUUGGCCCAAUACAUGAACUAAUCAAUCAAGAGAGUCCUCAAUUAUACAAAAGGUUUAAAGACUAUGGCCAAUACUUCAAACAAAACAUUCCUUCAGGGAAAAGACAAAUUGAUGCUGUUAAGAUUCACAACUAAUUGUAUCCCGAUAGAAGUGUACAUUCGGGUGUUCGAGUGGGUUUCAUGUACGAUAUCACGAUACAGGUAAUUCAGUUCCUGUAUGUAUGUAAAUAUUUUGACAAUAUGAUUUUUAUAUUUAUAC
Molecule: messenger RNA, 1150 nt
Organism: Amaranthus tricolor (Joseph's coat)
Lineage: Eukaryota; Viridiplantae; Streptophyta; Magnoliopsida; Caryophyllales; Amaranthaceae
Product: jasmonate-induced oxygenase 4-like
Exons: 4
Coding region: 1-1026 (341 amino acids)
Source: RefSeq, a predicted model, not a curated record